Molecule: messenger RNA, 2138 nt
Organism: Phragmites australis (common reed)
Lineage: Eukaryota; Viridiplantae; Streptophyta; Magnoliopsida; Poales; Poaceae
Product: probable beta-1,3-galactosyltransferase 2
Exons: 11
Coding region: 455-1672 (405 amino acids)
Cellular component (GO): Golgi membrane
Molecular function (GO): hexosyltransferase activity
Source: RefSeq, a predicted model, not a curated record
CACCAACAGGAACAAAGUUUAAGCUGUCUUAACAACCCAACCCGGCCGGAAACGACCAGACCGGAUUGAGUGUCCGGGCACUGUGCCAAAUAAAUCUCGGCACCAGCAGCACACGCAAGGAUCAAGAUCCCUUCCCUCUUCCGGACUCCACUGCGUCGCCUUCCCCUUCACCCCAAAGGCACCAACCAGUGGCAGGAGGAGGAGGAGGAGGUGGAGCUGGGCAUCAGGAACCAAGGAAUCUAGAGAGAGGAGAAAGACGGUGACUUGCUCUGCACAAAAGUGAGAGCAGCAGCUGCUGGAGGAGCAGACGAGGGACCAUUUCUUGGUGCGACCAUGAGGUUUCAGAGAGGAAGCAGCAAUAGGGACUUAAGCCUACUGAGGUGAGAGAACCUUCAUCCCAGGUUGUAGAGAGAGGAGACGGAGCAAUUUAGCAAGAGAUAGAUACAGAGAGAAGAUGAGCUUUAACAAGAGCAGGGGAGGGGGAUUAGGAGGAGUCGGAGGAGAGGAGCUGGUGCUGAGAGGCACCAUCUCCAAGAAAUGGACCUUCCUGCUCUGCCUCGGCAGCUUCUGCAUCGGCCUGCUCUUCACAAACAGAAUGUGGACGAUGCCGGAACCGAAAGAAAUCAUCAGGAGGUCGACACUCGAAGUGGAAAAGAUGAAUCUUGUCGCUGGUGACUGUGCUCCGAAAAGCAUCGGCGAUGUAAAGGAAGUUCCUGGUGAGGUCGCAAGAACUCAAGAUGCUAUACAGACACUGGACAAAACAAUAUCAAACCUCGAAAUGGAGCUAGCAUCUGCGAAGGCGACACAGGAAUCCAUCCUCAAUGGCGCGCCGUUAUCGGAUUCAACAGGGAAACGGAAAUACUUCAUGGUCAUUGGCAUAAACACCGCGUUCAGCAGCCGGAAACGAAGAGAUUCAGUUCGUGCUACAUGGAUGCCUCAAGGAGAGAAAAGAAGAAAAAUGGAGGAAGAGAAGGGCAUUAUCAUUCGGUUUGUCAUCGGUCAUAGUGCGACAUCUGGCGGUAUACUUGAUAGAGCAAUUGAUGCAGAAGACAGGAAACAUGGGGAUUUCAUGAGACUGGACCAUGUUGAAGGGUACCUGGAACUGGCAGCAAAGACCAAAUCGUACUUCGCCACGGCGGUGUCCAUGUGGGACGCAGAGUACUUCAUCAAGGUCGACGAUGAUGUACAUGUAAAUAUAGCAACUCUUGGAAACACCCUAGCGAGACACCGUUCCAAGCCUAGAGUUUACAUCGGCUGCAUGAAAUCCGGUCCAGUCCUGGCUCAGAAAGGUGUGAGAUACCACGAGCCCGAGUACUGGAAAUUUGGUGAGUGGGGAAAUAAGUACUUCAGACACGCAACCGGUCAGCUGUACGCCAUCUCUAAGGAUCUGGCCUCCUACAUAGCACUCAACAAGCACGUCCUGCACAAAUAUGCUAAUGAGGAUGUAUCUCUAGGAGCCUGGUUCAUCGGAUUAGACGUUGAGCACGUCGAUGAUCGUCGUCUUUGCUGCGGCACUCCACCCGACUGCGAAUGGAAGGCACAGGCAGGCAACGCGUGUGUUGCCUCGUUCGACUGGAGCUGUAGCGGCAUCUGCAAAUCUGCCGAUCGGAUUAAGGAAGUCCACCAGCGCUGCGCUGAGAGUGAGAACGCUAUCUGGAAUGCAAAGUUCUAAACUGAAGAGUGUUCAGAGACAUUUCACUCCUUAAAAGGAAAUCACAUAGAUACAUAUAUACAAAGCCACGUACGGUUCAACAGAGUGAGAGACAGAAGAUGGUGACGACCAGUUAGUUCAUUGAUUGCAAGCUCAGAGUGCAUAUCGAGAGCAUGAGAAGAUCCAGAGAACAAUGUACACUCAGGUGUACAUGCAUGACCAACAGGAGGAGCAUUUCUUCUUCUUGGGAGUUUGGUGUUUUGAUUUAGGAAUUGGAUUAUUGUAUGGGAACUUUUCGGUUUGGGUGCUUGAAAAGAUCCUGGGGUUUACGCAUAAAGAGAAGUUAGGAGAGAAGAGAGGAGGAUGAAGAAGAGAAUGAAAGGAGAGGGAGAGAGGGCUUCUCCCCCCACCAUUCUUGGGAAGAUCCUCAUUGGUAUUACUGUUUGGUUUCAAAUAACAUAAUAAAUCUACUUCUCUCCUUGCUAGU